AUGGGCUAUGGCAUGGCCGGCAAUGUUCGCAAGAAGAUGUCACCGUCAGCCAAGCUGCUGGUGCACGACGUCUCUCGCGACGCCUGCGAGCGGUUUGUCCAGGAAUUUGCAGAUUUGGGCCCGAUUGAGAUUGUCGGGUCGCCCAAGGCCGGCGUCGAUCAGAGUGGCACGCUCAUCACGUCGGUGCCUAGUGGGAAGAAUGUGCAGGAGGUGUAUCUCGAGGGUACUGGCGCCGUUAUCCGUGCGUCCAAGCGGGAUCGGAUCAUCUUGGAGUGCAGCACGGUCGACGUUCAGACCACGCGAGACGUGGGCAGCAAGGUGAUUGAGGCCGGUAUCGGCCAUUACUUUGAUUCUCCCGUCUCGGGUGGCCCCAUUGGCGCCAAAAAUGGCACAUUGUCAAUGCUUAUCGGCCAUGCUGAAGAGGACGAGGUCAUUGCCCAACGCAUCAAGUCUGUCGCCGCCAUGAUGGCCAGCCCCGAGAAGAUCAUUUUCUGCGGCCAGCUGGGUAAUGGGCUUGGGGCGAAGAUUGUCAACAAUUACCUUUCCUUUUGCAACAUGCUCUCGAUCGCGGAGGCCAUGUCGAUCGGCAUCCGCUUAGGUGUCGACAAGCACGUACUGUUCAACUGUGUCAAGAAUUCGGGUGGGAACUCGGCCACCUUCCACAACUUCCAGCCCUGUCCGGGACUGCUCCCGCAUCUGCCCAGCAGUCAAGGUUUCAAGGCGGGCUUUCGACCGAUGAUGAUCGUCAAAGACUUAACUUUGGGGGUGGAGGCGGGCGAGCAGACCGGCAUCGAUGCCACCAUGGCCAAGAACGCGCUGCAGACGUUCAGGAAAGCAAUGGAAGACCCUCGCUGCAAGGACCGAGACGCAACGUCGGUAUGGUUGAUGAUCAACGGCCUUGACUCGGUCGAUCAGGUCUGA
This is a messenger RNA of Fonsecaea erecta, 921 nucleotides long. RefSeq lists its product as hypothetical. Gene Ontology annotation, cellular component: mitochondrion. Bases 1 to 921 code for a protein of 306 amino acids. The record is from RefSeq and is a predicted model, not a curated record. Lineage: Eukaryota; Fungi; Ascomycota; Eurotiomycetes; Chaetothyriales; Herpotrichiellaceae. Gene Ontology annotation, biological process: L-valine catabolic process. Gene Ontology annotation, molecular function: NAD binding; 3-hydroxyisobutyrate dehydrogenase activity; NADP binding. The transcript is spliced from 3 exons.